AUGACUUUCACCAUUCUGACUCCGCUUCGAACUGUCCAUCCGCGAGAUUUUCGAACUGGUAUGAUCUUCAACCGUCAACAUGCUACUCUUGGUCGGAGCGAUGCGAACCGAUUCAAACAGGACAAGAUACAACACGCGUGGGAUGGAUAUUCCAAACAUUGUUUCGGCCACGACACAUUACAUCCUGUAAGCAACACCUGCGAGUACGACUUUGGUGGUUAUGGCGCCACAGCCAUCGAUUCUUUACCGACCGCAAUCAUAUUUGGCAAUGAGAACGUGACCAUCCAAAUCCUCGAGUUCGUUGCUGCACUGGACUUCAAGGUAGUCAAAGGGGGUAGCCGUAUCCAAGUCUUCGAAGUCACUAUUCGGCAUUUCGCUGCCAUGAUUUCGGCCUGGGACUUGCUCAACGAUCCGUUCUCUCACAUGGCCAAAGACUCAGGUCUACGGCACGCGCUGUACAACCGAAUGACCACAUUAGGUGAUGCACUCAGCUGUGCUUUCGACAGUCCGAGUGGCGUCCCUCGUGAAUGGGUCGAUCCAGCGUUAUGUCAGUCAGAUAAGGGGACUCAGAAUACCAUAGCUGGUGUUGGGACUAUGAUACUUGAGUUCGCAAGAUUGUCAGAUAUCACCGGCAAUCAGACCUAUGCGAAUUUGGCGCGAGCGGCCGAAGAUCAUUUGCUGAAGCCACACCCAGCAUCUGGCGAGCCGUAUCCGGGCCUUCUCGGUUCCUUUAUCAGUGUAGAAACUGGAGAGAUCAUAGGCUCCCAGGGUAGCUGGGGUGCACUUGCAGAUUCAUACCUAUAUAACAGCGAUCUCUACGAGUUCUAUCUGGAGCGAUGGCUGGUCGCAGCAGACUCGACAAUACGCUCAAUCGGAUCACACCCUUAUGGACAUCCGGAGUGGACAUUGUUGCCAUCCUGGAACGGAGAAAAUCUGCAGAACUCGAUGGAGUCACUAUCCUGGUUCGCUGGUGGAGAUUUCAUUCUUGGAGGAAUGGUCACAGACAACCAGACUCUCGUGGACUACGGCCGUUCGAUCGCCAAUGCGGCAGGCGCAAUUUACAAUCCAACCAAGACUGGGUUGGGAGGAGAAUUUGUGACUUGGGAUACCAUCUGCGAGGCCAGUGGGAGUAAUCCUUGCGAUCCGCACGACUCCAUCCAAAUCUCUGAUGGGAGAUUUCGUCUGCGACCUGAGGUUCUGGAGACGUGGUACUAUGCCUAUCGAGCUACACAAGAUGAGAAGUAUAGAGACUGGUUAUGGGCUGCCUUUGAGGCCAUCAACCGCUAUUGCCGAACAGAGACCGGGUUCAGCUCAAUAAUUAACGUGAAUGCUCCAGAAGGGGGCAGUAAGGGUGAUGUCCAAGAGAGUUUUGUGUUUGCCGAGGUGAUGAAAUAUGUAUAUCUCGCACAUUUGGGGGAUGCUCCAUACCACGUUCAGGACAGCCGGACUGGUAUCAAGAAUACAUGGGUCUUCAACACAGAAGCACACCCGUUACGUGUUGCAGGUCCGCCACGAUAG
Molecule: messenger RNA, 1518 nt
Organism: Aureobasidium uvarum
Lineage: Eukaryota; Fungi; Ascomycota; Dothideomycetes; Dothideales; Saccotheciaceae
Source: the annotation of a GenBank genome assembly